This is a messenger RNA of Gloeophyllum trabeum ATCC 11539, 1011 nucleotides long. RefSeq lists its product as uncharacterized. The record is from RefSeq and is a predicted model, not a curated record. NCBI's taxonomy places the organism in Eukaryota, Fungi, Basidiomycota, Agaricomycetes, Gloeophyllales, Gloeophyllaceae. The coding region runs from base 1 to 1011 and encodes 336 amino acids. The transcript is spliced from 2 exons.
AUGCAAGAAACUCCAGAAAUCGUUACAGAAGCAGGGGACAGACGGAACGUGCCCCAGCUUCCUAUCGAGUUGUAUCAAGAGGUUAUAGGGCACAUAGAGAGCAAGAGCGACUUAUGCGCCAUCAGCGUCGUCUCAAGAGCGGUGCAAGCCUUAGCCGAGAGUCUCAUCUACCACACCGUCGAGUCUCGUCGCCGAUGCCGCACCCAGGCAUUUUGCAAGCUCGUCGUCGAAUGCCCUCGUAUAGGGAGCCUUGUGCGCUCGCUGAUAGUUGCUAACGAUGAGCGCCACGGUUCUUAUCCUGCCUUGCCCCCUUUCUGGGAUAACAUGGGCCGAGCGCUGCAGAGGAUGCCCCAUCUCGAAAUCCUGCGCGUUCAUGAUGGCUUCACCAACCCAAAUGCUCGGAUUCUCAGGCGGUGCACGUUCUCGCUCAGAGAGUUGAGCUCCGAUUUUGCUUUGGACGGCGACCUCAUCGCGUUCUUGGAGACGCAGCGCCGGAUCACCUCCAUCGACUGGACCGACACGGACAAUGCAGCACGAACGGUGGAUCCUGUCCGGGACACCCCUUCCCCUGGGCAGGGUGCUUUACCCCAGCUUCAGCUGCUCCAUACCGACUCUCUGGGCAUGGCUAUGAGACUCGUACCGGGUCGACCCGUGACACAUCUUUGGGUCUCGAAUGAGGCUAACGCCAUGUAUGAAGAGUUUAUCACAGCAAUAAGCAGGUCGACAGGACCUCUGCUAUCCCUACGUAUGGGCUUCCCGUUCCAUAAAGGAUCCAUCGAUCGGGAAAUCAUGAAUGCUCUUGCUGCUUUCAAAGAUUUACGAACUCUCGUGCUCUGGAACAUGGUUACCCCUGACACUCUGCGUAGCCUAGAGUCCGCUUGUCCCUCCCUCCGGGUCGUCGCUUGCUUGCAUUAUUCGUAUGCAUACGAGUAUAUCCGGAUGCCCGUGAAUCCCAUCGGGACCCCUCAACCUAUGCACGAUCCCGAUUUCAGCCUGUGGAAAGACGUGUAG